Polypterus senegalus (gray bichir) is the source of this 2330-nucleotide messenger RNA. Its product is annotated as cilia- and flagella-associated protein 100-like. NCBI's taxonomy places the organism in Eukaryota, Metazoa, Chordata, Cladistia, Polypteriformes, Polypteridae. The record is from RefSeq and is a predicted model, not a curated record. The transcript has 15 exons. Bases 1 to 1734 code for a protein of 577 amino acids.
AUGGAUUUCUUUGCAGUUCAGAACGUGGGUGAUGAGUUGCAAGUAGUAUUAGUUGUGAACUAUUUAACCACCUUUUCCAGUAAAACAUCCCACUGUUUGUCUAACCCAGCCUUUAUGCUUAGAGAAGAAAUCUUGAUUGAAAUCUACAACUACCUCCAAGAAGAUCACAAUGAAAAGGGUAAUAGAAAUCCAUUUGUCAUGCCCUUGGAUCAAAAAAUUAUGCAGUACAGAGAAGAACAGGCAAAACAAGAGCAGAAAGAAAUGAUGUUUUAUAAAAGUCUACCUGCUGAGCUUAAAAGCACAUUUUUAUCAAGAUUACGAGCUCAUGCUGCACCCUACAGGAAGCCUUUGGAGUGUAGUAUUUGUGAAGAAGAAACAGCCCAAGAUCAGCUAAUUAAUACUAAAGGUUUUCAGUACAAGAACAUGAACAUACGGGAGUACUUGCACUGUCAGAGGGAGUCCUACCACCUUCGGCAUUUGGUUAACGGGAUAAAUGCAGAAAUGAAAAGAAUGGAAGAAAUAUCGUUAAAAGAAAAGAGCCACCUAAGUCUUGUUGAAAAGCACCUGAAAAAUGAAGACAAUGCUUUUGAAAAACUCCUACAGGCAACUUUGGAAACCUUUGUGGAAUCAGUUAAUAUAGCAAAGCAUGAAACAGAACUUAAAUUUGAGAAAACAGCAGAAAUUAGACGGGUCAUGGCUGAAAUAGCGACAACUGGAGAGACCAUCAUGAAAAACAAAGAAACACUAAAUACAUAUCUGCAGUAUAAAUUGUUUUUGAUGAAUGCCUCUCCACCAGUGUGGAAAGAGGAACAGGAAAGAAAAGAAAUGCUAAGAAAGGAAGCAAAACAGCAAUACACUGGGAAACAGAAUGGAGAAAAUGUGUCCCUAGCAGAAUCAGCCCCGACAGCUUUACAAGCUGAAAAGUCUAUCCCAAAUAAAACAGCGAACAUCAUGUUACCUGAAUUGAUGUCUCCUGAAGAAAACAUGAGCUGCACAAGGGAGAUCACAGAUCAUUUUAUAGAAGAAUCUGAUUUUCUAGACUAUGAUGAGGAACCUGAAUUAUACUUUACAGAUCCAAAGCAGCUAUUGAAUAUUUUAAUAGAAAUUGAAGAUGAUAUUAUUUCAUAUAUUCACAAUAAUCAGGAAGAUAAAGCUUGGAAGCUCAAGAUUCUUCAGCUCAGACAUAAAAGUUUCAAUGAUGAAAUUUAUGCACUAAAGAAGAAGAGGGAUAAACUGAAAGCAACCAUUACAAGUGAAACAGAAAAAGCUACAGACUUGGAGCUGAAACUGGAGUUUUUUUCCAAUAGUGAAUACAAUGCAGAAAAACAAGAAAAAAUGCUUAACAUCUUGCAUUUAAAAGUAAAAGAGGUGCGCCAGGCUUGCAUUGGUGGAAUUGACGCAGACAGCAGUACACAGCAGCUGUUAGCAAGCCUAGAAGACAGACUAAAUGAGUUGCUAGACACUGUGGAAACACUGCCCUAUAAUAAAGUGAAAUAUGCUCGAAAAAUUCAUCGAAAGGAAAUUAAUCUAAGAAUACAAGAGGAAAAUAUCAGAUUAGCAAAAGAACUAAAUGAGAAACUGCAGAUGGAAAAAGCAGCAGCACAAAAUGAAAAGCGAAUGGUCGGAAGAAGACUAGUGUACCGGUCGCAGCCACCAACAACAGAAAAUAUAAAUAUGAACAAGCAGCCAAUGAGCAGCAAGGAACAAGAAGAACUAUCAUAUUUCUUCGCCUGAGGCUUUAAAGCUAUUUCUCAGAUGUACAAAGUUGUCUUAACAGACAAAAAAAGUUUAAUUGAAUUUUUGAAUUUUUCCUGAUGUUACUGUAUGCACCCACCAUGUACAAAUCAUUUACAUUUUAGUUAAUUUUUGCUUUUUCAAGGACAAAUAAGAUUUCAGCGUGGCAAAAAAUAAAAUAAAAAUGAUUACUGUAAGAAAGCACGGCACAGUAGAGUAAUAGUGACGCUGUCUUUUUGAUGUGCUAGGGUCACAUACCUGUGGAGCUUCCACAUUCAUCCUGUGUCUCUGUGGUUUUUUUUUUCUCUUCCCACAUUGGUUUUCUCCACUGUUUUGGCUUAAUAGGUGUUUCUAUAUUUGUCCUCUUUGUGUGUGUGGGCCAUGCAAAAGACUGGCACAAUCUCUAAUGCCUGCUGCCUGCUUGAUGCUGCUGGAAUAUGCAUGAAUUAGAUCAUUCAGGUUUGAGAACAUUGUAGUUUCUGUGAGUACAUGUGCAGCAAGCAGAAAUAGUAAUUAUGAACUCUGAGCAACUCAGUCUGAUCCUAAGAUGUAAAUAUCUGAGAUGUUUCCAUGCUUAAGUGUAAUAAUGCUAUUUU